Molecule: messenger RNA, 450 nt
Organism: Funneliformis geosporum
Lineage: Eukaryota; Fungi; Glomeromycota; Glomeromycetes; Glomerales; Glomeraceae
Source: the annotation of a GenBank genome assembly
AUGGAUGAAAAUAAAUUGGAUUCAGCUGACCCUUCGCUUCUUAAUCGAUUCGAAAAACAGAAAAUGUCAAUUAACGACGCUCUUAAUAAUAUACAAAAAUCACUAGUAGGAAAUUUAAGUGAUUGGGUAAGACGAAUGUCAACUUUAAUUAGAGCUAAUCCGAAGUCUCCAUCAUGCAAUAAUGAAUUUACGCAGAAGGAUCUAUUUAUCGGUUUCAAUAAAGAUGAGACUUUACAAAGUUUGGUUAUUAACUUCACAAAGAGUAAUUCUGAAGUUAAAAAUGAAGAAAUUAUAGAACGGUGUAAAGAAUGUUUAAUAGCAAUAGCAUCUUCUGAUGGAAUUGUUAGAGCUGAACAAUCAACGUUAAAACCAGAUGAAAUCGAACGAGUGAAAGAAAUUUAUUUUCAACAGAAACAUGAUAACCUUUACGAAUAUUUUGAUGAUUUAUUA